AUGAGCCAGCAACAACACGACAUGUAUCUCGAAUACUCAACUCCCGCCAACCGCUCCCCGAGCUCUUCGAGGGCCUACGCGGGCGGCUUCCAGUCUGGCAUGUCCCUACCUCGCCAGGCCCAGCGCCCCUUCGACAACGGCUUGGGCUCAUCUGCCCUCUUCCCCUCCGACCGUCUCGGUUACAACCCCAGAGCGAUGGAUCAGAUGUCUGCCAGUGGAAUGCCCGGAGGAUACAUGCUGGAUAACAACCAAGCUUGGAACUACAAUGCUGGCGGUGUCGCGACCGUCAACGGUGCCAUCAACGGCGCCAACAGACAGAGGAGCGUCAACCGCCGCGCUGCCCUUCCUACCAACUGGACCGAUCAGGGUCUCGGUAUGCAGAACUCGUAUGACUCCAGCAUGUCCAAUGGUCUGCGCUACGGCGGACACGGCGAUAUGCGACCUAGCUCGCAAACGGAGGAGCAGCUCAUCCCUACUGCCAUCGUGAUCAAGAACAUUCCGUUUGCCGUACGCAAGGAGACGCUGGCUGCCGUCAUGAUGGAUAUGCAUCUUCCCCAGCCCUACGCCUUCAACUACCACUUCGAUAACGGCGUGUUCCGCGGCUUGGCUUUUGCGAACUUCCAGUCACCCGAGGACACCAAGAUUGUCAUUGAUGCCAUGAACGGUAUGGAGGUUCACGGCCGGAAAUUGAGAGUCGAGUACAAGAAGAUGCUGCCCGAGGCGGAACGCGAGCGCAUCGAACGCGAGAAGAGAGAAAGGCGUGGUCAGCUCGAGGAGCAGCACCGUGCACCCAUGCUGCACCAGCAGCCCUCGCUCCAAACCCUGAACAGCAUCUCCAGCCAAAGCGGACGCAGUGCCCUCGGCGAUGUCAACCUCAAUGACCCAGAGACCCUCGAGUUCUACACUGAGCUUACCGUCUUCAAGCGUGACACCACCCGAGAAAUCCUCAUCUUCCCCGCCUCCAUCUCCCCGGAGCAGCGUCGUCAAAUCCACAUCUUGGCUCACCACAUGGGUCUUGAGCAUAACUCCGUUGGAGAAGCCGAUUCGCGACAGAUCCACGUCGUCAAGCAUGCGAUGCCGUCACCCACGACCCAGCACCACAUGCCGGCUGUGGGUUUGGACUACCACAAGAAGGGCCUGAGCAGGGCGGCCACGUUCGACUUUGCGGCGGAUAGGGAGGCUCGUAGCGCCAGCACCAACUACUCUCACGCCAUCGGUCGCCAGGGCCCGACUCUGGAGCUUCCCGGAAGCCCUGACGGCAACGGCCUGGCCAACCUCCGUGCUGCCAAGAGCUUUGCAGACCUGCGAUCAUUCAGUCCCAGCCCGUCUGCGUCGUCUUCGAGCUACUUGACUGCCAUGAACGGGAUCGGCAACAUUCCCCAGGCCAACAACUCCUCCGCUCGCUUCAGCGAGUACAACCAGCAGGCGGGUGCCCCUCUUGCGACCCCCAACCUGACGCCGACCUCCGGCACUGCUGGCACCCCCGGAACCGACAGCAGUCUCCUCAGCUCCCUCGGAGGCUUGAACCUUGGCUCCUACGAGUCUGCGGCGCAUACUCAGGCGCGUAGCACACCCGGUGCCAUCGGCAGCCAGCGCCCGGGAGCCAACGGAUCCAGCCGUAAUGCGCCCGAGAGACAACCCCGGGGUCCUGAGUGGGAGACCUCUGCCGGUUUCAACGGACGCAACCGCUCCAACGGCCACAUGCAGCGUGGUAGCGACUCUUCCGACAACAUCCCCCGUGCCGGAAGCGCCUCUCGAUUCCACUAG
This is a messenger RNA of Colletotrichum karsti, 1767 nucleotides long. RefSeq names its product r3h domain-containing protein. Gene Ontology annotation, molecular function: mRNA binding. The record is from RefSeq and is a predicted model, not a curated record. Bases 1 to 1767 code for a protein of 588 amino acids. NCBI's taxonomy places the organism in Eukaryota, Fungi, Ascomycota, Sordariomycetes, Glomerellales, Glomerellaceae. Gene Ontology annotation, cellular component: cytoplasm; nucleus. The transcript is spliced from 4 exons.